AUGAGUGAUAACGUCCCUUAUUUAGAAGCUAUUCUAGUGGAUGAAGAAUAUUUAAACAGUGCUAAUACCGGUGAUAUAGAACUAUCGCAGUCUUUACAGCCUGUAUCACCGUCUUUGCCAUUGAAUCCUCAUGAGUCGAGAUGUACUAGUAUCGAUGAUGCCUUUGACACUCGAGAUCAAUACAAUUUGGGACAGAACGAGGAUGACAAAGAAGACGACGACGACAAAGAUGAAGAUGGUGAGAAAGGUGAUGCUGUGUGUCUUCAGGACAUGGAAGUUGUCCAGAAGGAUAGUGUCUUAAAUGACGACGUGGAAGACGAGGAGGAGGAGACUUUGUUGCGCUCGCAGCCUCAUAGCGCUAACACGGAAUCCAGUGCAACACCUGACCACCAUGCAGCGCUGAGAUCUCCGCCUCGAUCUAUAUCGUCACUUGGCAAUUUUGUUGUUGAUGAUGAGGAUAUGAUGGAGAUGAAUGCUCGAGAACAGGAGCUGCUAGUGAAUAUUCAAGAACUGCAGCGGCAAUUGUCAAUGGUGCAUAUCCAAACGGACAAACCGCAAGAAGAGAUUGUGCCGCCUAUGAUAGACGCAAGACGCCGAUUGAUUAUGGGGGGACUUGUGACGGCGUUAAAUGGUAUUCGAGACCACGUACCAUUUAUUUGGAUUGGAUGGCUUGGAGAGGAAAUUCCUCAUGAUGAACAGAGCAAAGUGCGUCAGAAACUGGCGAAAGAGUUCAACUGUGUGCCGGUGUUCUUGUCCAAAGAAAUAGCUGGACGGUACUACAAUGGUUUUAGCAAUGACAUUUUGUGGCCGAUCUUCCACUACGUACCGCUGCCGCUUUUCCGACCAGGAAUUGAAAAGAAAUUUGAUUUUCGACAAUGGGACGCGUACAAGCUGGCUAACAAGCGUUUUGCACAGGCCGUCAACCAAGUGUAUCGCGAAGGAGACUUCGUUUGGGUACAUGAUUACCACUUGAUGAUGCUGCCUUCCUUACUACGAUCGCGACACCCACAUUGUAAAAUGGGCUGUUUUCUUCACACGCCUUUUCCUACUGCUGAAAUGUAUCGAAUGCUGCCCGUGGGUCGAGAAAUAUUGGAAGGUCUUCUUGGAGCAGACUUGUUGGGCUUUCACACAUACGAUUACGCUCGCCAUUUUAUCGAUGCCUGCGCACGUGUGCCAGGUGCUUCUACUUCUCCAAAAGGUGUCGAACUUGGCAACCACUUUUCAGCAAUCGGUGUAUUCCCUAUUGGCAUUGACCCAGAACACUUUGAGGGUAUUUUAAACUCGGACGCUACACAAAAGCGUAUUCAGGAGCUCACUGUAAAGUUUGCUGGCUGUAAGAUUAUUAUUGGUGUUGAUCGCAUGGAUUAUAUUAAGGGUAUUCCACACAAACUGCUGGCAAUGGAACGUUUUCUUUCUCUGUACCCAGAACGAUGCAAGGAUGUGGUUCUUAUCCAGAUUGGUGUACCAUCUCGCACUGGUGUUCAAGAAUAUCAGCAUUUAGCAGCGAGCGUAAAUGAGAUGGUCGGCCGUAUCAAUGGAAGAUAUGGAACACUAACGCAUUCUCCUGUGCACUAUAUUCACCGUUCAGUCACUCCCAGUGAACUGGUAGCACUUUACAAUCUAGCCGAUGUUUGUCUCGUGACAUCCAUCCGUGACGGUAUGAAUCUUGUGAGCUAUGAAUAUGUGAUGUGUCAGAGUCAAUCGUGCGAACCCCAUCGUGUUGGACCAGGUGUUUUGAUCUUAAGUGAGUUUGCUGGCAGUGCUCAAUCGUUAUCAGGUGCAAUUCGUGUCAAUCCCUGGAAUACGACUGAUAUGGCAAAUGCGUUAGGAUAUGCAUUGGAAUUACCGCUUAUGGAACGAGAGUAUCGUCAAACGAAUCUACAUCGCUAUGUCAAGACACAUACUGCUAGCUUUUGGGGUAAGAGUUUUCUCUCUGAUUUAGAGGACGCAUUAAGUCAGUGA
Molecule: messenger RNA, 1962 nt
Organism: Peronospora belbahrii
Lineage: Eukaryota; Oomycota; Peronosporomycetes; Peronosporales; Peronosporaceae
Source: the annotation of a GenBank genome assembly